Molecule: messenger RNA, 1647 nt
Organism: Phyllostomus discolor (pale spear-nosed bat)
Lineage: Eukaryota; Metazoa; Chordata; Mammalia; Chiroptera; Phyllostomidae
Gene: NR1H3
Product: nuclear receptor subfamily 1 group H member 3
Exons: 10
Coding region: 154-1497 (447 amino acids)
Biological process (GO): negative regulation of inflammatory response; negative regulation of transcription by RNA polymerase II; positive regulation of transcription by RNA polymerase II
Molecular function (GO): RNA polymerase II cis-regulatory region sequence-specific DNA binding; nuclear receptor activity; zinc ion binding
Source: RefSeq, a predicted model, not a curated record
CUCCGGCUUCCCCGCCACCUCCGAGGCCUCUGGACAGGGACUGCACCGCCCUCCUCUCUCAGCAAGGGGGCUCCAGACACUGCCCCAGCAGGGAAGCCUGGUGGCCUGGGCAUUCGGACAGGCCCUUGGGAAUGUCCAGGGCUCUGGGAAGAGAUGUCCUUGUGGCUGGAGGCCCCUGCGCCUGAUGUUCCUCCUGACUCUGCAGUGGAGCUGUGGAAACCAGAUGCACAGGAUGCAAGCAGCCAGGCGCUGAGAGGCAGCAACUGCAUCCUCAGCGAGGAAGCCAGCAUGCCCCAAUCAGCCGGGGGCACUUUGGGGGUGGGGCUGGACACAGCCAAGCCCACAGCCCUGCUCCCCGCAGUGGAGGCCCCUCCAGAGUCGACAGAGCUCCGUCCACAGAAGCGGAAAAAGGGGCCAGCCCCCAAAAUGCUGGGGAAUGAGCUGUGCAGUGUGUGCGGGGACAAGGCCUCUGGCUUCCACUACAACGUGCUGAGCUGUGAGGGCUGCAAGGGAUUCUUCCGCCGCAGUGUCAUCAAAGGGGCGCAGUACAUCUGCCACAGCGGGGGCCACUGCCCCAUGGACACCUACAUGCGUCGCAAGUGCCAGGAGUGUCGCCUUCGCAAAUGCCGCCAGGCUGGCAUGCGAGAGGAGUGUGUCCUGUCGGAAGAACAGAUCCGACUGAAGAAACUGAAGCGGCAAGAGGAGGAACAGGUUCAGGCCACGUCCAUGCCCCCAAGGGCAUGCUCACCUCCCCAAGUCCUGCCCCAGCUCAGCCCAGAGCAACGGGGCAUGAUUGAGAAGCUGGUGGCUGCCCAGCAACAGUGUCACAGGCGCUCCUUCUCCGACCGGCUUCGAGUCACGCCUUGGCCCAUGGCGCCAGACCCCCAGAGCAGGGAGGCGCGGCAGCAGCGCUUCGCCCACUUCACCGAGCUGGCCAUCGUGUCCGUGCAGGAGAUCGUUGACUUUGCCAAACAGCUGCCCGGCUUCCUGCAGCUCAGCCGGGAGGACCAGAUCGCCCUGCUGAAGACCUCUGCGAUCGAGGUGAUGCUUCUGGAGACGUCGCGGAGGUAUAACCCUGGGAGCGAGAGCAUCACCUUCCUCAAGGAUUUCAGUUAUAACCGGGAAGACUUUGCCAAAGCAGGACUACAGGUGGAGUUCAUCAACCCCAUCUUCGAGUUCUCCAGAGCCAUGAAUGAGCUGCAACUCAAUGAUGCCGAGUUUGCUUUGCUCAUUGCCAUCAGCAUCUUUUCUGCAGACCGGCCCAAUGUGCAGGAUCAACUCCAAGUAGAGAGGCUGCAGCACACCUACGUGGAGGCCCUGCAUGCCUACGUCUCCAUCCACCACCCUCAUGACCGACUGAUGUUCCCACGGAUGCUAAUGAAGCUGGUGAGCCUCCGGACACUGAGCAGCGUCCACUCAGAGCAAGUGUUUGCCUUGCGCCUACAGGACAAAAAGCUUCCCCCGCUGCUCUCUGAGAUCUGGGAUGUGCACGAGUGACUGUCCUUCCCCUUUGUCUUUUGUUUUCUGGGCUGGCGGAGGCCCGUGGCUGCCUCCUAGAGGUGGAACAGACUGAGUAGGGCAAACGUUCCCGGGAGCUGGGCGAGGGAGAUCCUCACGUGGCAUUAAAGGAGAGUCAAAGGGUUGGGA